GUAAUAAACAAGCACACCGACGCACCCCACCUUUGUCCUUAUCCAUAUCAUAGUCCAAUUUUCCGUUCUCACUUCGCAUCUUCUUCUUUCCAUCCAGUCUCUCUAUAUAUACAUUUCACGUUUAAUCGCAUAUAUAAAACAGCUUCUCUGCGAAGAAUUUGGGAUAUUAUUUGUUGCAGAAACAUCGUUGGAAGGGUUUUUACUAAGAAUCUUUCGAUCCUUGGUUUUGUGGACAUCAAUUCUUGAUUCAGUUUCUCAUCUUUGAAAUCCAAUUCCUCCUUGCUCAAUAACAUACAUUUUUAUUUACACAAUUUAUUCGAUUAGAUAGUCGUUCAUAAUUUUAUACACAUUAGAGAUAGAUAAGAAGAAAGGUAUUUAUACAGAGGGUUUAGAGAUAUACACCCAUUGAUUAGAUUAUUAGUUAUUUUUAGGUUUUAUAAGAGAAGAGGGAUGUUGGGGGCAGGAUUGCAGUUUAACAGGAGUAGAAAUGGAGAGGAUCAAUUUUAUAGCGCCGCCAGGGCUCGCCGGAGCCAAGAUCAUUUGCGGAGAUCUCAAAACAGGAGUCAAGCCGAUGUGACGCCGGAGAAAACCAAGGGGGUUGCUGCCUCGCCAAUGUUUGAACCGGCGUCCUCGUGUAAUCUGGAACGGUUCCUGGAGUCAAUAACACCCUCGGUGCCGGCUCAACGAUUAUCAAAGACAGCAUUGAAGGAAUGGAGAACUAGCAAUGAGAAUUGUCAACCGUACUUUGUGCUAGCCGAUUUGUGGGAGUCAUUCAAGGAAUGGAGCGUAUAUGGUGCAGGAGUGCCAUUGAUAAUGAAUGACAGUGACCUUGUGGUCCAAUAUUAUGUUCCCUAUUUAUCGGGUAUACAAUUGUAUGUUGACCCUUCAAGGAGUAUGGAAAAUUCAAGGAGACUUGGAGAGGAAAGUGAUGGUGACUAUUUUAGGGAUUCAAGUAGUGAAGGAAGCAGCGAUUGCGAACAGGAUAGAGGUAGCUUCAACCAUUCAAUUGAGCAACGGAGCUAUCAUCACCAAACAAGUAAUAAUGCUUGUAGAGUAGAUCCAUUGUCCAUGAGAGAUCAGGCGUAUCAAGAAAGCUUUUCUAGUGAUGAAAGCGAUUCCGGAAGUUCACAAAGUCGCUUGUUGUUUGAGUAUCUUGAACGGGACCAACCUUAUAGUCGGGAACCUUUGGCAGACAAGAUAUGUGAUCUUGCUCUCCGUUUCCCUGAACUAAAAAUGCUCAGAAGCUGUGAUCUACUACCUUCCAGUUGGAUUUCUGUUGCAUGGUAUCCCAUUUAUAGGAUACCAAUGGGACCAACUCUUGAAGAUUUGGACGCUUGUUUUCUGACUUUUCAUUCUCUUCAUACACCUUUGCCAGGGAGUGAAACUAUACAUACUCCACUUGUCUCAUAUUCAAAUGAGAGGGAGGAUGGUGUUCCCAAAAUUUCAUUGCCAGUUUUUGGGCUAGCCACAUAUAAAUAUAAAGUAUCAUUGUGGACCCCAAAUGCAGGAUAUCAGCGCCAACUGGUGACCUCUCUCCUUCAGGAUGCUGAUGAUCGGCUAAAAUUGCUGCAGGUCAAUCACCCAGAUUUCCUUUUCUUCAGCAGUAAGUGAAAUCUAGAUAUAGCUUACCUUCCUGCUAGGGAAACCAUAAAGCUCUGCGAGUAAGGUUGCUGGAUGGGUUCUCUGUAUUGUUAUGCUAUUAUUGACUGUUUAGAAUCGAUAUAAAUUGAAAAGAAAAAA
This is a messenger RNA of Olea europaea var. sylvestris, 1740 nucleotides long. RefSeq lists its product as uncharacterized. Lineage: Eukaryota; Viridiplantae; Streptophyta; Magnoliopsida; Lamiales; Oleaceae. The transcript is spliced from 6 exons. The coding region runs from base 451 to 1611 and encodes 386 amino acids. The record is from RefSeq and is a predicted model, not a curated record.